AUGGACUCGCAGCUGGAGAAACACCGCGUCAAGCAGGAGGAAGAGCCGCAGCCUGUGUCUGUCCCAGAAUACAUCACUGUGUGUGUGAAGUCAGAAGAAGAGCCCUUGGAGCCAAAAGACCUCAGCACAGAGCCGCAGUCUCACUCAGAGGCCGAAGCAGACACAGACCUCUCGAACAACUACGAUGAACACUGGAGAAGCAGCUACACCGACCAGGAUGAGCUGUCCGCCCCAGAGACCAGCCGAGACGGGUCUGCAGCCACAGGAGACCAGAAAGCGCUGGACGUUCACAGUAGAAUCCACACCGGAGAGAGACUGUUCGCCUGCCCCACCUGUGACAAAAAGCUCUACACCAAGAAGAGCCACCUGAUCGUGCACACCCAGACGCACUCCGGAGACCGGUCCUACCGCUGCUCCACCUGCAACGAGAAGUUCCCCACCAAGUCCGUUCUGCACGCACACAAACUGACACACACCGGUGACCCUGCAGCUGUUCAGUCUGACAUAAAGCCUGAACCGUCGUCGUAA
This is a messenger RNA of Knipowitschia caucasica, 528 nucleotides long. The record is from the annotation of a GenBank genome assembly. NCBI's taxonomy places the organism in Eukaryota, Metazoa, Chordata, Actinopteri, Gobiiformes, Gobiidae.